UAGCGUUGACCGGCUGGCGUGAUGGUAACAUAACCUCAAUUUAAACUUUGAAAUUGAACAUAACCUCAAUCACACCAUUCCUCAAGUUCAAUGCUUCUAUCAGUUAAUAUUUGUGUUUAUUUUUGCUAUAUUAAGUGAAAUUAGUAAGUUUAUGCUCCAGCGUUCCGUUAUAAUACUAUGGCAAAAUUAAUUAUUAAUUUUGAAGAAUUAUACACUGACUAUCGGAAAAAAGCCGUAAUUAGUAUUGAAUCAUUUAACGUUAUUGCAGAUUUAGAGCAGUAUUUAAAAGAAAAAUUUCAUAUCAAAGAUGAUUUUUACUUGGAAUUAAGAUUAGACAAUGUGUGGAUACCAAGCUUUGAAAAGAUAAACAUUUUAAAGUCAGGUGAUGAAGUGAGGCUUAGGCUGAUCCAUCCGAAAUCUGAGGAUUCGGAAGGAAAGAGAGAGAAGAAAAAGAAGAAGCGGAAGCACUCUCUCGAACCGGAACCGGAAGUUAAUGACUUGCAAGAGGAUGAAAUUUCGUUGAAAAAAAAGAAGAAGAAAAAGAGAAGUACCGAGGAGUUGGAUGCAUCAUCUUUAUCAGUAGUUGAAGAUGAUGCACUGCCAGAAAAUGGGGAGAAGGAGGAAAAGAGAAAGAAAAAGAAGAGGAAGGAUACGUUAGAUGUAUCAUCGGUCACGAAUGACGAAGAAGAGGAGAAAGCAGAGAAGAAAAAGAAGAAGAAGCGGAAGGACAAGGAGGAGAGUUUUGAAUGUGUCGAGAAUGAACAAGUUACAACUCCUGUUCUCAACGAUUCGACAAUAGAAGCACAAACGGCGACCUCCUCUCUCACUCAAGACACCUCUCUAGUGAGUGAAGAUUUGUCGGAAGAAGCUUCCAUUGUGCCGACAAAGAGGAAGCGUAUUCGUCGCCGUAAGAAGAGGAGUGAGAUGAAAAAAGAUGAAAAAGAGUUGAGUGAUGAAAUACUACAAAAGGCCAAACAGCAGGCAAUGGCCAUCUUAAACUCCAGGCUGGGCUCUGUGGGAUGGAGGCACAACCAAGAGGCUAAAAGGACUCAUAUUAGAUUCGAUGAAGAUGACCAACAAGAAGAGACUGCUGUACCACCCAUGGAGAUUCCUGCUCAAACCUCUCCAAACAACUUUUCUACCUCCAUUGUUGGCUACCCUGGAACCUCCAGCACAUCAACGAAUUCACUCGAAUCUGACACUAAGUUUUCGAAUUCACCGAGACCUGAGACUAAAUUUUCGAAACCAUCUACAUCUGAGGCUAAAAUUCUACAAAACUUUCAGACUAAAUCUUCAAGUUCACUAGAAUCUGAGACAGAUUUCUUCAACUCAUCAGAACUCGUCACUGCGUUUCCAAAUCCUCAAAAAUAUAAAACUCGAAUGGCACACAAAUUCGAGACUACAUCUCCAAAUCCUGCAAAAUCUGAGGCUAAAAUCGCACAGAAAUCCGGUUCCAAAUAUUCAAAUCCUACAGAAUCUGAGGCUAGAAUGUCACAAAAAUCCUGUUCCAAAUUUUCAAAUCGUACAGAAUCUCAGACGAGAAUUGCACAGAAAUCCGAUUCCAUAAUUUCAAGUUCACUAUGCUCAGACAUUAAUUUAAAUCCGAAAAGUCGGUACAAAGUGCCUGUGUUCGUGAGAAAGCCGUUCUCGAAUCAAUGCUCAAAGUGGGACGUAAAAGGAAAUAUUGAAACAGUUGCUACAAUUACAAAAACUGAAAAAAAUUCUGUCAAGUUUUCAAAUGCCGGUGAUAAUUUAAAGGAAAAUUUGCUGAUUGAGGAAAUGGUUGAUGAUAAUGAGAAGAAAACUGAUAGAGAGCAUGUUGAAGAAGCAGAAGAGAAAGAAAAUGAAGGCGACGAAGGAGGACAGGCGGAAAAGGAAGAAAAAGAGAUAGAAAAAGGAGACGACAGAGGAGAAGGAAAGGAAGGAGAAAAAGAAAUCGGUGGAGAAGGAAAUGAAAAUGACGGAGGAGAUGGAAGAAAAGGGGAGGAAGAAGGAGACGGUGGGGAAGAAAAUUACAGAGGAGGAGAAGAACAAGGAGGAGGAGGAGAUGAAGACUUGAAGAAAAGUGUGAAACCAGCUGAUGAUGGUGAAAAAAGAGAAGAUGGUGAAGAAGGAAAAGAAGAUAAAAAUGUGACACUGGCCGAUGAAGAUGUUGGAGAAGGAGGAGAUGAUGAAGGAGAUAUGAAACCUGCUGAUAAAGAUGUUCAAAAAGGAGGAGUAGAUCAUGAAAAAUAUAAAAAUGGUGAAGGAGAAGAAGAUAAAGCCAUGGAAGACGCGCAGAUAGUAAAUAGAGAUGUAGGGAAGGAAGAAGGAGAUGCAGACUUGGAAGAUAAAGAGGGUAAAAUAGAAAAUGAAGGAGGACAAGAAGUAGGUGAACAAAAAGAAGGAGAAACUGAAGUCGUAGAAGAUUCAAAUGAACGAUUAAAAUUGAGAAACAAAAAAUGUCUGCAUGUAAUUGUUGAAAAAAUGGUGAUUAAAGAGUCUGAUCAAACUUUUGAACAUAGGCAGGGAGAUUGUGAUAGAAAUAAUGAAAAAAUACAAAAAGAUGAGAAGGAGAAUAGAAAUAAAAAUGGCGAAAACGGAGAUAAAGAAUGUGUGAAUAAGGUCGACGCUUCCGAAAAUGGGGAGAAGGAAAGAAAUGGAGAUAGAAAUAGUGGAGAAAUUGUAGAAAAUGGAAACAAGAUGGAUAAGCGAAAGAAAUCCAAAAAUCAGAUGAAAAUUAAUUCUGUAUCUGACUUUUCUAAUGGGGAUUUCAUCACUUUUAAGACCAUGUACAUGAGCAGUAAUUUGCAACCGGUGGUGACGGAUAAAAUUGUGGCGAAAAUUGUGGAAAUAGGAAGAGAAGUGAAAAUGGAAGUGAUGUUUGGCAAUGUGAGACUGGGCCGCCAAAAAAUCGCUACGAUGCUGACGAUUACAUAGAUGAGUUCAGAGAUUUUCCACCAGGCAGUAAGAUCCAAUUAGCCUGGAGCGAUAUCAUGAUGCCUACUAAAGGAGCUGAUCUAUGAUUUAGAACUUCCGUUGCUAACAAACGUCAACUUUUUUCCAGAUUACGACACUAUUGAAGUACGACCGUAUGUGCUCCGAUACGAUACGGAACGAUACUGCUACGAUAAGAUACAGACCAAAACUGAUCCGGUAACGAAUAAAAAUAAAAAUAUAUAAAAUAACUACAAAUACGACCAAAAGAAAAAGAAGAGACUACUUAUCGUGCUUUUGUUUCUUUGUUGUUAGUAUGUAACUUGCGUUUUUGGUAAUAUCUCGCUCUUACUCUAAACAAAAUCUUCUUCUCGAUAUAGGCUUCUUCUUCAACUUCACUUUCCAUUAGGAGCUCCUAUUAUGAGAUUUACGUUAAUCUGACAGGAUUAGUCAUAUAUGCCAUUUUGUUAUAUCACCUAUAUUUUGUUAUAUAGAAUUUAUUCUAUAAACUCUUUUGUUUGUAGGCUAUGUAUAUGCCUAAGUAUGCCUAAUUUUUAUGUCUUAUAGCAUUACCACCGAAACUAUAAAUAUGAUUGUACCUGCUUUUUUAUGUAUAACCUAUGCAUUUUGUAGUAACUCCAAGAGCUAGAAUAUAUACAUGGUAAAGAACUCUAUAUCACGGUAUAGAAUAUAUAUCAAUAGCUAGAACUCUGGAGAUGAGCUAGCAAUAAACCUCUAUCAGUUAAAUAUUUUGAGAAGAUGCAAUGUCUUGUUUAUUACCUUCUUUAUCAAAUAGAUUUCAUUUUUGACACUAGCAAUAAACCUAUAUAAAAUAAAUAUUUUGAACA
Messenger RNA from Nilaparvata lugens (brown planthopper), 3764 nucleotides. Its product is annotated as immunoglobulin A1 protease. NCBI's taxonomy places the organism in Eukaryota, Metazoa, Arthropoda, Insecta, Hemiptera, Delphacidae. The record is from RefSeq and is a predicted model, not a curated record. The transcript has 6 exons. The coding region runs from base 178 to 2919 and encodes 913 amino acids.